AUGACACCACGUGUCUGCAGUAUCCGCAGCACCACUUUCUUCUCUGCUUCUCACAUUCGUCCCACCAGCGCCUUGGCUCCCCUCUUUCUCCCCCCACUGCCUGUGUCAGGCCCGUUGCCUCAGCCUCUCCUCCGCACGCCUCGCACUAGCAGCAUUAGCUCCUCUUUUGCGCGCCUCCCCUACACUACUGCCCCUGGGAGACGACUCGAGGGCAGCAUGGGCAGGAGAAUGGGAGGGAGGGGAGAGGGAAGAGGGGGGGGAGAGGGAAGAGGGGGGGGAGAGGGAAGAGGGGGGGGAGAAGGUGGGGGAGAAGGGGCGGGAGGGAGCAUGAGCGGCAGUUUGAUCAAUACAGACAUGCGCGCAGGCACAAGGCCGAAGGAGGGGGGGGGGGGGAGAAGGGGACAGGGGCACCCAGGCAUGGAGGAAUUGUGGCGGCCAGUAACAAGAACAGGCAGCAUAGGCAGCACGGGAAGCACGGGAAGCAGAGGCAGCAUGAUUGAGAGGAGCGCGAGCAUGGAGGAGGGGCGAGCACGGCUGCUGGCAGCUGAUGCAGCACUCACGGAUGCCAUUCUCACGGGCGUGAUCAUGCCCACACCCACCUCCUCUUCCCUGGGCUUCCCCCAGUGCGCGCAGCAUGGCAGCACCGCGACUGCCCAUAAUGGCGGUGGUGGUGGCAUGGUGGGCAGCAGCGUGGAUUGCACUCACAGCAUCAGUGUAGUGUGGCGAUCGGGCGGCGCAGCCUUGACAGCAGCAGCAGCAGCGUGUGCUGCAGAGACAGGGCAGCGUGGCACUCAAUCGACAAGAUCCCGCGUGGUGGGCUCACUCCGUCUUCCCUCACCCCGCCUGGCUGUGUUCUACUCUCCUUGCUCCUCUUCUACUCUCCUUGCUCCUCUUCUACUCUCCUUGCUCCUCUUCUACUCUCCUUGCUCCUCUUCUACUCUCCUUGCUCCUCUUCUACUCUCCUUGCUCCUCUUCUACUCUCCUUGCUCCUCUUCUACUCUCCUUGCUCCUCUUCUACUCUCCUUGCUCCUCUUCUACUCUCCUUGCUCCUCUUAUACUCUCCUUGCUCCUCUUCUACUCUCCUUGCUCCUCUUCUACUCUCCUUGCUCCUCUUUUACUCUCCUUGCUCCUCUUCUACUCUCCUUGCUCCUCUUCUACUCUUCUUGCUCCUCUUCUACUCUCCUUGCUCCUCUUCUACUCUCCUUGCUCCUAUUCUACUGUCGUUUCUCCUCUUCUACUCUCCUUGCUCCUCUUCUACUCUCCUUGCUCCUCUUCUACUCUCAUUGCUCCUCUUCUACUCUCAUUGCUCCACUUCUACUCUCCUUGCUCCUCUUCUACUCUCAUUGCUCCUCUUCUACUCUCAUUGCUCCUCUUCUACUCUCAUUGCUCCUCUUCUACUCUCCUUACUCCUCUUCUAAUCUCCUUGCUCCUCCAGGGAUUUCUCUUGUGUGUGAGAGCCGCAUACCAGCAGUAGCAGACCGCGUGGUGCUGCGCAAGCUGGCCCAGGACAUGUGUGAGUGGUCGCGCCUGCUGGUGAGUGAGGAGAAGAGAGGGGGGGAAGAGGAGAGGAGGGGAUUUGGGGAUGAGCGCCACAAUGCCCAUUUUUUCUCUGCACCCAUCUCCCCACCACCCUCCCUCACCCCUCUUCCCCAACCCUCUUCCCCACCCCUCUCCCUCACCCCUCUCCCCCAACCCUCUCCCCCACACCUCUCCCCCAUCUCUCUCCCCCACCCGCUUGCCCCAACGGCCUCUACCCACCCGUCUCCCCUCCCUGCUUUCCCGCACCUCUCCCCCACUCUCCGCACGCCCCACCCUUACCCCUCUCUGCCACGCCUCUCUCCCAACACUUCCCUAAACCUCUUUCCCAAGCCUCUCCCCCAAACCUCUCGCCCAACCCGCUCCCCAACCCCUUUUCCCCCACGCCUCCCGCCUGUGCCUCCCCUCCACGCCUCCUUCCAACACCUCCCCCUCUCACGCCUUGGCCACACGCCUCUCCCCCACCGUCUUCCUCCCCCAUGCCCUGAUCCUGCCAGGAGGAGUCAGCUGGCGAGGAGGCAGUGGGAUCCAGUGGCUAGCGCAAGUCAAUGGGGGGAGUGGGGUGAAGACAAGGCAGUGCCGGGCCUAUUCAGCAGGCGCAAGGCCAAGAUGACCACUAUUAUCACGUCUCCCUCUGGGCACUUGGCAUUUUCUCUGGCAGGCAGUGUGCUCCGCCUCCUCUGA
Molecule: messenger RNA, 2220 nt
Organism: Closterium sp. NIES-65
Lineage: Eukaryota; Viridiplantae; Streptophyta; Zygnematophyceae; Desmidiales; Closteriaceae
Source: the annotation of a GenBank genome assembly